UCCGCGCUGCUGCCCGGCGUAGGCGCGGUGCGGAGCCGCAGCUGCUUGCCCGCCUUCACCCAUGGCCGACAUGGAGCUCUUCGGUGCCCAGCAGACGCAGCCGCCGACCGCCGGGAACGGGAUGCCCGACGGUGGCGAGGAGGAUCCCGCUGCCGCUUUCCUGGCGCAGCAGGAGAACGAGAUCGCGGGCAUCGAGAACGACGAGGGCUACGGCAUCCUGGCGAACGGCGAGGUGCCCGAGGCGCUGCAGGGUCCCGAGGGCCUCGGCGCGGAUGCCGUUGAUGGAGUGAUUAACGGGGAUGUCUAUAAGGAGAGUAAUGGUCCCACAGACUGCUAUGCUGCCAUCUCCCAAGUAGAUCGACUGCAGUCAGAACCAGAAAGUAUUCGUAAGUGGAGAGAGGAGCAAAAGGAGCGUCUGGAGCAACUUGAUGCAAACUCACGAAAGCAGGAAGCAGAAUGGAAAGAGAAAGCAAUAAAAGAGUUGGAAGAGUGGUAUGCAAGGCAAGAUGAAAAGCUUGAGAAAACAAAAGCCAGUAACAGGGCAGCUGAAGAAGCCUUUGUGAAUGAUGCGGAAGAUUUUCCUGGCACUGAGUGGGAACGUGUGGCUCAGCUCUGUGACUUUAAUCCCAAGUCUAGUAAGCAGGCAAAAGAUGUGUCCCGCAUGCGUUCAGUCCUCAUCUCACUCAAGCAGGCUCCACUGGUUCGCUGAAGCAAAGCUCGAUGGAGACACUACAAAUGCAAUAUCUUAACCUUACCCAGAGAAGCUAUGUUUGCAGUAAUUUGAUUAAUUGUUUCAAUGUGUAUUUUUGGACCACAUCAUGAUGUAUCUAGAGCUGAUCAUCAUUUGAUUGCAUGUUCUUCCUGAUGUUUCCUUUCUGUGUCUGAAAUGGGAGAACCUCCAAAACUGUAGUCUCUGUGCUGUUGUGCACCGAGGUGUCACUUCCUACAUUACUGAUAUUAAAGAUCUUUUAAACAGCAAAAUGUGUUGACUUUGGAUGAAUUGAGAAGGUCUCCUGCUUCUUUUUGACAGAGUGUGUUUGAAUUAAGUGUGAGUAAACAUUUCUCUUGAUUGCUGGUGAUUUCACCUUGCUGGUGAAUGUCCAGCCAGCAGUGCAAGGCUGUCCUCCUUGUUUCUUUAAUCUUUCUUAAAGCUCUUGAGAGCUUUAGUUUAAAAAUUUCUCCACUAUCCAAUUUGUCACACUAGACAGCAGCUCAAGAAAACUAAAACAGCAGGCUUGUUAAGGGGCUUAUCUUGCUUCCAGUGGGACUGAGGACACUGCCUACUGCAGGUAAGUAGUUGUGUAUAAUUUUCUGCUGUCACUCUGGCUGUCUGAGGCUCAACACAAAGGAGAGGGCACUGCAGUUAAGGCCUUUGGUAUUCUACUGCUUAUUGUGUUCCGCGAGGUUUUCAAUGCAGUCUUCAUAUGCAAAGAUCUGUGGUGCAGAGGCUGUUUGGAUGUUUUUGAACUGCGUGCUUGUCCUCACUGACCUUUGCAGACACUUCCUCCCACUAGGGUGGUGCACUGGAGAGUUGGAGAGUAAGAGGAGGGAAGACUUCCUCUUACUGCUGCUCAUCUCUAGGUUGGAGCUCUGUCUGCCGAGGUGGUUGAAUCAGAAACAAAGCAAUCUAGAAAAUCUGUGUUCUGCUUCCUUUGCUCACCGAGCAGUCACAGGGGCUGUAUUCUAGCCUUGCUCUGUUAAGCCUUACCUUAGCUGUCUGUCUUCUAAAACUAAUCUGUUCAAUCUCCUAUGUUAUUCCACCAUGUUUAUCAAAGACACAGUAUUUUAACUACUGUGUAGUGUAAUUGCUUUAAUACCUUUUAUGUACAAGCUGGAAGGUUAGUCCAGGUAGUUUGAAAAGAGUUGCAGAUACAGAUUAUGGUGGACCAAAGCUCAAAAUGUUACUGCACAGCAGCUGGGUCCCUUUGGUGGGUAAGGUAGUCAAUAAAUGGUUUCCAGUUGGGCUGCAGUAGUUAAGCUGUACCUUACUGUUGUCUGUAAUGGCUGGACCUACUCUCAUGUUUGCAAGUGUAUUCACACACUACUGAUGGGUGGUGAUGAGAAUGAUUGUAGACUACAAGUCAGAAAGCUUGAUUCCAUGGAAGAUUAGGGCAGGAAAGUAUCUUCUGAACUGCACAAGGGCAUGGCAGGUGAGUCCCAACAGGACUGAAGCACAGAGCAAGUCCAUAGAACACUGAUAAUCAUUCCUAGCCUUGCCUAGUUACGUAUUCACCUUGACUGAAAAUUUCCUUUUUGCUGCACACUCAAAAGCUCUGAAAACAAAGAUGUUCAAAAUGACCUGAUAAUAAAGAAAAGUCCACUACAUUAAAUACAGAGUCUUUAAAGUGUUAAUAUGAAUUAAAGAGAAUUUGAAAGAUCAACAGGUUAGAGGGGUUCCUGCACACUGAAUGAAUGAUGGUAUGUAUUGACCAGUACAUUUUCCUAUCUUACAGAAUAUUUUAUCUGGCUAUGAGUGUGGCUUAGAGCUGCAAUCCAAGAAAAUGGGCAAAGACUCGAAUUCAAGCCCAAAGCAGUAUUACAGAAGUUAAAG
This is a messenger RNA of Melozone crissalis (California towhee), 2551 nucleotides long. RefSeq names its product clathrin light chain A (gene CLTA). The record is from RefSeq and is a predicted model, not a curated record. Gene Ontology annotation, cellular component: postsynaptic endocytic zone cytoplasmic component; clathrin coat of trans-Golgi network vesicle; synaptic vesicle membrane. The coding region runs from base 62 to 709 and encodes 215 amino acids. The transcript is spliced from 5 exons. Gene Ontology annotation, molecular function: clathrin heavy chain binding; structural molecule activity. Lineage: Eukaryota; Metazoa; Chordata; Aves; Passeriformes; Passerellidae. Gene Ontology annotation, biological process: intracellular protein transport; clathrin-dependent endocytosis; clathrin coat assembly.